AACAGUUAUGGAUGUUUACUGGUGGGAUGUACCUUCACAUUGAGAUUGAUCUCUAACGGGAUAUCCCAGUCAGUCGGAUUAGUCAUCCGGGAACUUAUAGAGGAGUUCCACGUGGGAAAAAGUGAAGCUAAUGGAAUAGGAUCUUUCAAUACCGGCCUGAUGUUAUUGUCAGGUCCUUUGGCGGGUUUGGUGGAGCAGAAAUUUGGGAUCCGCAUAACUGUGAUGCUGGGUUCUCUGAUAUCAUCUAUCGGGCUGGCCUGUUGCAUGCUUGUCCCUUCAUUCCACGUCUUGUAUAUCACAUACGGAGUUAUAACCGGUUUUGGAUUUUCAUUGUUGUCCAUAUCGUCCAUGGUGCCGAUCAACAUGUACUUUCACGAGAGACGAACACUGGCGAACGGCCUGUCAACCAUCGGCGGAGGGGUUGGAACCAGCGUCUUUCCAUUUGUCAUAGCCUGGCUGAUGGAGGAGUAUGGAUGGAGGGGGCUCUAUCUUAUUCUGUCUGGGUUAUCUCUCCAAGGGGUCGUUGUUGGACUGAUAAUGAAGGACAAAUACAAAAACCCAAAACGAAAUGUACUUUUAAAUCAUAAGAAAGACGAAAAGAAGGAAGUACCUGAAGAGAGAAGCACACUUCAAAAGAUAAAGGCUUUGUACACCAACAAAUACUUCGUUCUUUAUGGGCUGGUGUCCUUUAGUGUUGAUAUGGUCGUUCUGGUCCCCUUCUUUAUGACCCCAAUAAUAGCAGCUGCUAUUGGACUGUCACCCAGGCAACAAGCAAUGAUUAUAACUGCGGCAGGGAUAGCAAGUAUCUUCCUACGUCCGACAAUAGGGCUGGCUGUAGAUCGAAUAAAGGCGCACUCAAUUACUGUGAUGGGGAUAUUCGCAAUAAUUUUGGGCGUAUCCACUUUGGGACUGCUCUAUUUACAAACCUAUACUGCCUACAUAGUAUAUGGCUGUAUAUUGGGGACCACACACGGGACCUACCUUCUUCUGAAACCGAUAGUUUUGGUGGACAUUGUUGGCAAAGAGUCAUAUGCUUUAGGACUAGGGUUUUACAGACUAUUCGCGGGCACUGCAGUCCUCACUGGGCCCCCAUUAGCAGGCUGGAUAAUGGAUAUACGUGGACAUUUUGACUGGCUGUGUUACUACGCUUUAGCAGUUUUUACAUUUGGAGGUUGCUCUUUAAUUAUAUUCAACAUUUUCCUCAGAAGACGACAUACUAAACCAUAUGAAGAAGAUUACUGUGUUGUUUCUCAGGAGGACACGGUAGACAACCAUAUCAAUACAGAUAUAUCAUUUACGACAGAAAAAACAUCAAAGGUGUCCCUGAACACGGAAAAACAAGAGAGUACAUCAAUGUAA
This is a messenger RNA of Ylistrum balloti, 1359 nucleotides long. Its product is annotated as monocarboxylate transporter 14-like. Gene Ontology annotation, molecular function: monocarboxylic acid transmembrane transporter activity. The record is from RefSeq and is a predicted model, not a curated record. Bases 160 to 1359 code for a protein of 399 amino acids. Gene Ontology annotation, biological process: monocarboxylic acid transport; transmembrane transport. The transcript is spliced from 7 exons. NCBI's taxonomy places the organism in Eukaryota, Metazoa, Mollusca, Bivalvia, Pectinida, Pectinidae.